AAUCCUUCUUCCUGACAAGGAUUUGAAAGAAUCAGAAAGCUACGCCUGGAACCAGGAAGUUGGGGGGAGUCUCAGCUCCUCUCCCAGGUGGGACUGAAUCCGCAAUAAAAGGGCCAGAGCCAGAGCCUCCUCAGCUCACUUGGGUCCAUCUUCCUAGGACGGGUGUACUUGGAGAGGCAGAUUCUCUUCAGCCAAGAAAGAUGUCCUAUCAGCAGCUGCAACAAUGCAAAAUCCCCUGCCAGCUCCCUCCCCAGAUCCCUGUCCCCUCCCCUCCCCAGAUCCCUGUGCCCUUCCCUACCCCAGUCCCUGUCCCCUGCCCUUCCCCAGUCCCUGUCCCCUCCCCUCCCCAGAACCCUAUGCCCUUCCCUACCCCAGUCCCGGAGCCCUGCCCUCCCCCAGCCCCUGUGCCCUCCCCUCCCCAGAUCCCUGUGCCCUUCCCUACCCCAAUCCCUGUGCCCUACCCUCCCCAGAUCCCUGUGCCCUUCCCUACCCCAGUCCCUGAGCCCUGCCCCACCCCAGUCCCUGUCCCCUCCCCUCCCCAGAUCCCUGUGCCCUACCCUCCCCAGAUCCCUGUGCCCUUCCCUACCCCAGUCCCUGAGCCCUGCCCCACCCCAGUCCCUGUCCCCUCCCCUCCCCAGAUCCCUGUGCCCUACCCUCCCCAGAUCCCUGUGCCCUUCCCUACCCCAGUCCCUGAGCCCUGCCCCACCCCAGUCCCUGUCCCCUCCCCUCCCCAGAUCCCUGUGCCCUACCCUCCCCAGAUCCCUGUGCCCUUCCCUACCCCAGUCCCUGAGCCCUGCCCCACCCCAGUCCCUGUCCCCUCCCCUCCCCAGAUCCCUGUGCCCUUCCCUACCCCAAUCCCUGUCCCCUCCCCUCCCCAGAUCCCUGAGCCUUGCCCCCCACCUCCCAGCCAGCAGAAGUGCCCCCCUGUGCAGCAUCCCCGGUGCCAGCAGGAGUACCUGACAAAGCGGAAGUGACAGCUCUGAAGCCACCCUCCCUGACCUGGUCAUAAGGCAACUGGAUUCUCUUCCCUCUCACCGUAGACUAUUUCAAUCCAAUAACACAGACCCACAUGCAACCCCAGAAGAGGCUACUUCCCCAGACUCAAGGAGAAUCGGGGUACCUCCAGUCAGUCCACCAGCGUCUCCCAUCCACCCCAAAGAGACGCCAGAAGUUGGCCGGAAGGGACACGCUCGCAGGAGCUCCAUGGCGCCCCGCGGUCAUGUGCUUCGCGAGCUUCCACCACGGGUAGCCGGCAAAGCGAGGCCCAUCUUCCCCCGGCCCCCCCUCCACCCACAGUGCUGUCAGUCUCUCCCUGACAACCUCUACCUCUGGAGACUGAAGAAGAAUCACACGUAAGAAAGAAAACAUUAGCUUUGCUUCAGGUUUCAUAAAGGAAAACAGAAUUCGCCUAAAAGAACUUAAAAUUCACAUGAGAAGCCACUCUCUUCAACUCCAUGCCACAGAGAAGAUGUCGCAGCCACCGGCCUUCCCUACUCCUCAGCCCACCCCUUCUCUUAUUGCUGCUUAGACCCUUCCCAGGCCUGCCUGCUGGCUCUGCAGCCCCUCCCCCAGUCCUGCUGGCAUCAUUUGAUGCAAUUUUGAUCAUUUGAACUUGUGAUCAAAUGAUCUCUGUUUGAUCCAUUAAAAAUAUUAUCACAGGAA
Messenger RNA from Manis pentadactyla (Chinese pangolin), 1662 nucleotides. RefSeq lists its product as uncharacterized. The record is from RefSeq and is a predicted model, not a curated record. The transcript has 4 exons. Bases 201 to 974 code for a protein of 257 amino acids. Lineage: Eukaryota; Metazoa; Chordata; Mammalia; Pholidota; Manidae.